GUACCUGGUUUCAAUGAAUCCGCAUCGGGGGAGAACGGUUUCAAGUGGUCUCGAGCGGAUGCAAUGGGCACAUCGAUUAUUUUUCCGAAAACAGCAAAUCCGCAACGAGGAAUACGUGAGUUCCAUGAUCAGUGUCAUUACUAUGAUCGUGGCCUGGAACGAUUCGCCGAAUUACGCCGUAUGCCAUUGGAUGUUGCAGUGGAAGCAGUACGAAAUGAAACUGCAAAACUUAUUGAAUGCAACAGAUGGGAAUAUGAUCAGGAUAAUGGUUCUUGAGAAAUGA
Messenger RNA from Gongylonema pulchrum, 283 nucleotides. NCBI's taxonomy places the organism in Eukaryota, Metazoa, Nematoda, Chromadorea, Rhabditida, Gongylonematidae. The record is from the annotation of a GenBank genome assembly.